CAUUGUGGGGGAAUAGAGGGUUUUCCCAGCCACAUUAAAUUCCCCUAUCAAAGCCAGCAGUCAGCCGGUGUGGGAACAGCUGCCCUUACCUGCUCUACCUGACAGAGGAGAAGGACCUGGUGGCUGUGCUAAGUAGCAGGGAUGUUUGACACACUGUAUGAGUGGUUCUGGUGGGACAGAAUCUGGCUGCCAGUGAAUCUGACAUGGGAUGACCUGGUAGACAAGGAGGGCCGGGUCUACGCCAAAGCCUCUGAUCUUUACGUCACUGUCCCUUAUGCCUUUGUCUUCUUACUUCUCAGAUACCUGUUUGAAAAUUGGGUAGCAGCACCACUUGCUGUCUCCGUUGGGAUCAGGCAGAGAGUCCAUCUGAAAGCACAGGACAACCCCAUCCUGGAAUUCUACUACACCACUCAGUGUAGAAAUCCUGCUCAGGCAGCCUUUGAUGGGCUGUCUAAGAAAAGCUGUUUGUCAGUGAGACAAGUGGAGCGCUGGUUUAGAAGAAGGCGUAAUCAGGACCAUCCGGGAGUCCUGAAGAAGUUCAGAGAAGUCUGUUGGAGGUUUGUCUUCUACCUGUUGGCAUUCAUAGGAGGAAUAGCAGCCCUGUAUGAUAAAGAAUGGUUUUAUGACACUCGGGAAGUGUGGACAGGCUUUCCAAAACAGUCCAUGCUGGAGUCUCAAUACUGGUAUUAUAUCCUGGAGAUGAGCUUCUAUGCCUCUCUUCUCUUUAGCAUAACCUUUGAUGUCAAGAGAAAGGACUUUAAAGAGCAAAUUAUCCACCACUUGGCCACUCUGGUACUCUUAUCUUUUUCCUGGUGUGUCAACUACAUUCGUAUCGGAACCCUGGUCAUGCUUGUCCAUGAUGCAUCUGAUGUUUUACUGGAGUCCGCCAAAUUAUUCAACUACGCCAAAUGGGAGAAAACAUGUCAAAGCCUUUUUGUUGUGUUUGCCAUAGUGUUUAUGGUAACACGCCUCAUCAUCUUUCCAUUUUGGCUAAUCCACUGUACCUGGGUUUACCCCCUUCACCAUUACCCCGCCUUCUUCGGGUACUACUUCUUCAACGUGUUGCUGGUGGUCCUCCUCUGUCUGCACAUAUUCUGGGCCUACCUUAUUCUCUGCAUGAUCAGGAAGUUUAUGUUUGGAACGAUGACCGGAGAUGAGAGAAGUGAGAAUGAAGAGGAGGAGGAGGACGGAGAGAGCAGUCAAACAGAGGACGAAGGUGUAGGACAGCACAAGCUGGGCAAUGGACAUGCAGUUGAUGAGAAGGAGGACAAGAGUGGCUGCUUCGGGUGCUUGUCUCCCCCAGAGGACAUCUGUCGCUCAAAGACUGUGUACUGACUCGUGCUUAGUAUGAUCAGUAGAGUUUAUCCUCUAAAGACUGAAAAAUAAACAAAACAUGUGACCUUUUCCCUUUAGAUGCUGAAAAACAACCUAACUCAAUUCAGCCAUGCUGUGCUAACAGACCUAAGAGCUGUGCACAUAUAAGGGGAGAGGAACAUUGAGAUGUUUUGGUUGUCUGGUCCUCUCCAGUGUUAUCAGGCAGCGUCGACAUAAUUUUUCCCAGAGAUUGCUGGCUGGUACAACAGUCACCAUGUGAGCACACCAUAUACUAUGAUAAUGCUGUAAGACUUAUAGAUUUCCACAAGCCUUACAUUGGUUUUGUUAUUUCCCAAUGGAAAUUCCAAUAAAUUACCUUUUAAGCAUAUAGGAAGGUUAAGUAUGCAUCUUUAGUGCCUGUUGGUCCCAGAUGUGUUCAGUCAGGAUUAUCUGACUGGAACAAGGAAAUAUUUCAGGUGCUAACAAGGAAACAGUUCAUGGUAUUUUCAGAUUUCUGAAACUACCAUACACUUGUAUGUUUAGUACACAUUAUAAACAUAAUAUGUACACAUAUAGAUACACAAGGUACACAAAAAUGGAUGGAAACACAUACUUACUUGUGUUCUGUGCAAAAUUAUUUCCUUUUGAGUUGUCAUACAGUCUAACAGGUCCGUCUUGGCUGGUUGAUUGGCAUAGUUUAGUAGCCACUGUAUCACUAUAUGAGUUUUUACUUUCAUAAAUGGUGAGCCAAAGUGAAACCACAACUUCUAGGUUCUGUUGCAGGACAAAGAAAUCGUUAUUUAAAAUCCGACUGAUAUCUGUAGCAACACUAAUAACAAUCCAGCCUUAGAAAAGAGGCCUUCUCUACAGUAUGUAGUGGGGCUUGCAUUCAAGUUUUUUGUUUUUUUAAAUCAAACUCAUUUGUUUAUUUGAUGUGACUGUUUGAUGUGUUUUUAAUGUGAAUGUAUUCACUACUUCUAAAAAAAAUUCUCUAUCAACUAAUCAACAAAUAAACUCAACUA
Platichthys flesus (European flounder) is the source of this 2336-nucleotide messenger RNA. RefSeq names its product ceramide synthase 3a (gene cers3a). The transcript is spliced from 11 exons. Bases 142 to 1335 code for a protein of 397 amino acids. The record is from RefSeq and is a predicted model, not a curated record. Gene Ontology annotation, cellular component: membrane. Lineage: Eukaryota; Metazoa; Chordata; Actinopteri; Pleuronectiformes; Pleuronectidae. Gene Ontology annotation, biological process: ceramide biosynthetic process. Gene Ontology annotation, molecular function: DNA binding; sphingosine N-acyltransferase activity.